AUGUCUUGGUACUCGUUGGCUGUGCCCUAUUGGUUAUUCUCCCCUGCCAUGAACAUCUCACAUCUCACAAAAGCUCGAACUCUCCAUUCUUCCGUCUCGCACGAUCGGUUUUUGGUCAAGUCUGUAUCACAAAGUUCCGAAGACUCUGAGGACGUGCACUAUACCCGCGAGCUUGCCAAAUCUCUCUCCAUCCUGCCUUUACCCAUUCGAACGAAGCCCUACCAUGCCCUAGGAAGAGUGUGGGCUGGGGCGUGGCUGAUGCCCUCCAUGCUGGCACGCGAUCUCCGACCGUCGCGGCGCCUGUCUACACCCCCGUUCUCAUGCGUUAACCCGAUAGCGAGCUAUAACGGUCUACCGCGCUCAGCGGGCGCGUACGAUCCACCGCUCGGUACCUAUCCAACGUACACUGGGUUCGCUGCCCUGUGGACAUGCGAGGGCCACGGCAAUGCCUCCCAGAGACGCGUGUCAAACAAGCUAUCGCGACGACCCGCAUCGGCAGCCGGGUGCACUACCCGGGAACGCACCCUUCCGUCGCUCGCCCGUGGGUGGUCUGCCUGGACGUCGGCUUCGAGGACGCGGUCUGGGCUGGGCGCGUGCAUUGACACUUACGGGCGCCGGCGGAUGAGGAGAACAAGCAUGCAGCACAGGCGUCCGUGUCCCGUAUAUUCAUGGACGUCCUCCCAGAACCACCGACUCACAGGCUCUGCGAGCGGCUUGACACCACGGGCUGUCCGCGCCAACUGGCCCAACACCCGCCUCCGGGCCCGCACCACCGAUAUGCAUCGACACCGGUUCCGUCCUCCGGACACGCGCGUCCAGGCGGAUGCACACGAGGGUCGACGGAGCGCCCGUCUCGAAGCGGCGGCGACGGCGGAGGCGGAGGCGGAGGCGGAGGCGGAGGCGGAGGUUGUAGCUGAUGAAGGGCUCCUGGGCCGUUCGGAAUCGCUUCGCGGGCGUUUGGAGUUGGAGCUUGGAGAGUUGGAGGUCGGAAGGAAGGCGGAGGCGGGUGGGCUGCAGGCUGGGACGCGGUGGGCUGCAGCUUGGAUGGCACGGUGGUGGACGGUGCGGCAACGCCUGUGCUGCGUGGACGAGCGCGGAUCGUCCGAGAGCAGCGCCCGGCUCGUUCGAGAGUUGGCGACGCUCGUCGGCGGACUUGGGGAUGCCAAACUCGAUACGUCUUGCGAUUGUAUUGGGAACGGAGGUGGGGUGAACGUGGCAGCGCUUGAGUUUGGGCAUCAUCUCCCAUUUGAACCGGAGGAAAUCCUGUUACGGUAUUGA
Epithele typhae is the source of this 1278-nucleotide messenger RNA. RefSeq lists its product as uncharacterized. The record is from RefSeq and is a predicted model, not a curated record. The coding region runs from base 1 to 1278 and encodes 425 amino acids. The transcript has 9 exons. Lineage: Eukaryota; Fungi; Basidiomycota; Agaricomycetes; Polyporales; Epitheliaceae.